Molecule: messenger RNA, 891 nt
Organism: Zygotorulaspora mrakii
Lineage: Eukaryota; Fungi; Ascomycota; Saccharomycetes; Saccharomycetales; Saccharomycetaceae
Gene: RPL5
Product: 60S ribosomal protein uL18
Exons: 1
Coding region: 1-891 (296 amino acids)
Biological process (GO): translation; ribosomal large subunit assembly
Cellular component (GO): ribosome; cytosolic large ribosomal subunit
Molecular function (GO): structural constituent of ribosome; 5S rRNA binding
Source: RefSeq, a predicted model, not a curated record
AUGGCUUUCGAUCAAGUUAUUAAGUCUUCUGCUUACCAUUCUCGUUUCCAAACUCCUUUCAGAAGAAGAAGAGAAGGUAAAACCGAUUACUACCAAAGAAAGAGAUUGGUUGCUCAACACAAGGCUAAAUAUGCUACUCCAAAGUACAGAUUAGUCGUCAGAAUCACUAACAGAGAUAUCAUCUGUCAGAUCGUUUCUUCCACUAUCACCGGUGACGUUGUCUUGGCUGCUGCUUACUCUCACGAAUUGCCAAAGUACGGUAUCAGCCAUGGUUUGACCAACUGGGCCGCUGCUUACGCUACCGGUUUGUUGAUCGCCAGAAGAGCGUUGCAAAAAUUAGGCUUGGACGAAACCUACAAGGGUGUUGAAGAAGUCGAAGGUGAAUACGAAUUGACCGAAGCUGUUGAAGAUGGUCCACGUCCAUUCAAAGUUUUCUUAGAUAUCGGUUUGCAAAGAACUACCACUGGUGCUAGAGUCUUUGGUGCCCUAAAAGGUGCUUCCGACGGUGGUUUGUACGUUCCUCACUCCGAAAACAGAUUCCCAGGUUGGGAUUUCGAAGCUGAAGAGCUAGACGCUGAAAUGUUGAGAUCUUACAUCUUUGCUGGUCACGUCUCUCAAUACAUGGAAGAAUUAGCCGAUGAUGAUGAGGAAAGAUUCUCUGAAUUGUUCAAGGGAUACUUGGCCGAUGACAUCGAUGCUGACUCCGUUGAGGACAUCUACGCCAACGCUCACGAAGCCAUUAGAGAAGAUCCUUCUUUCAAACCAACUGAAAAGAAAUUCACCAAGGAACAAUACGCUGCUGAAUCCAAGAAAUACAGACAAGUUAAAUUGACCAGAGAACAAAGACAAGAACGUGUCGCUGCCAAGAUUGCUGCUUUGGCCGGCAACUAA